AUGCGCACUCGAAGUAGAACCGGGUGCACGACUUGUCGUAAGCGACGCAUGCGUUGUGGAGAAGAGAAACCUGAAUGCCUCAAGUGUCGGAAAUCCCUGCUGCAAUGCGAGUACACUGUGGUUAUCCCUUUGCGGGAACGACGCGCAAGAUAUGAGACCGUCCUGUCUGGCAUACAGCCAGCAUGGGUUGCAUCGGGCUCCUCAGAACUAUCAGUAACAAGAUCAGCCUGUCUGGUGUCAUCCGUACCCAGAACGAUGCCCGGUCAGGUGACCUUUGAUCCAUUCAAAAGCCUAAGCCUUGAUCUAUCUUAUGACCAGAUGCGUCUCUUACAAUACUUUAUCGAAGACUCUGCGCCAAGAGGAUGCGAUGGUCACUGGAAAAAACUCCGAAGAGAGAGCUACACGCAAAUCUGUCGAGAUCCAGCGGCCCUGCAAAGCUCUAUCCUCAUCGCCGCCCUACAUUAUAAGUGGAAUGUGGGUCAUCUCUCAGAUUUUGAGUCUACCUUGUUCAAGCAAAAGCACGAGGCCAUCACUGCAAUAAACAGGACCCUCCACGUCAAGACGCCCAACUCUUUCGUUGAUUGUGUGAGGUUGAUUGCUACGAUGGCAGCCAUAGAGGCUUGCUCGUACCACAUGGACGCAGCCGAGGUUCACCUGAAUGGACUACUUGCUGUUAUAGACCAUUCCCAGGCGUUCCAGAUGAGCUCUGGCGCGGACGACUGCACGUUUGACCAAGAGCUCACAAACCGAUAUUUCCUCCUGCAUGUUAUUCAUUGGGUGUUGCAAAUAGUGCGGGGACUCAAAUCGUCGACUCUCACCGGUCCUCUUGGUGGCCCUGGAACUGCUCUAACAUCAUUGAACCAGAAUGAUCAAGCCAGGCCCAAAGUGUGGCUUACAACUAUUGUUGAGGCGCUUCGAUUAUUGCCAUACUUCCUGAUUCCAACAAAGCUUGCCGGAGACAUGCCCGAAAACUUUGAUGCCCCCGAAGGCACCGAAGAAGCCAGAAUGCUGACCGACUUCAUGGACGCGAGGAGUAAAGGAAUGAACCAUGUCGCAGAAUACAUUCUGCAGCGGUGUGAGCCGCGGGCGGACGGCGCGACUGUGUCGAGCGUCUCGAAAGAAGUGAACGCCGUCAAUUUCGAAGCAUUCAUGAUCCCCGGCAGAAUCACCACAAGCCCCAAGGUGGAUUCCAAGAGAUACCUUGAGAUCUCAUGGUGGGGAUUGCAUUUUGCUGGUAGUCUGUAUUGGAGCAGCAUCAUGGACCGCUCCGUGUUUGGGAAAGAUGUCGAGGAACGUUUGCUCCGACAAGGCAUCUUACAUGUUGAAGCCGGACUGCGCAUGACACAGUUCGAUAUUAAACAGCCAUUCUCUCUAAGGGCGUCACUAUGGUUUUGGAAGGCCUUCCUGGGAGCCUACAGCCUAUUCCGCGCUUCACAUCAUGGACAACGCAUUGAAACAUGGGCACGAGGCCCAAGAAACCACCUUCAAUUCUGCGUAAAAACAUGGGCACAGGUCUCGGCGAUGAGGGAAUGGGCGGAUGCAAAAACGGUCCUCAGGCAAGUCUGCUGGCCCAUGGCGUCGCCAGAGGACCAUCUCGCAGAAUCGAUGUGGAAUGGCAUUGUGGCAUGCUGA
Messenger RNA from Trichoderma gamsii, 1632 nucleotides. RefSeq lists its product as hypothetical. The record is from RefSeq and is a predicted model, not a curated record. The transcript is spliced from 6 exons. Gene Ontology annotation, molecular function: DNA-binding transcription factor activity, RNA polymerase II-specific; zinc ion binding. Bases 1 to 1632 code for a protein of 543 amino acids. Gene Ontology annotation, biological process: regulation of DNA-templated transcription. Lineage: Eukaryota; Fungi; Ascomycota; Sordariomycetes; Hypocreales; Hypocreaceae.